Messenger RNA from Phytophthora nicotianae INRA-310, 1788 nucleotides. RefSeq lists its product as hypothetical. The transcript is spliced from 2 exons. The record is from RefSeq and is a predicted model, not a curated record. NCBI's taxonomy places the organism in Eukaryota, Oomycota, Peronosporomycetes, Peronosporales, Peronosporaceae. Bases 554 to 1630 code for a protein of 358 amino acids.
CUCCAAAAACCUAAAAUGACUGACGAGGUCAAGCCGGAGGAGGCUACGGCCGAUGCCGCGGCGGAAACUGUCAUCCUCAUCUCUGACGGUAUGUAUCUACCUCUAGGCGGCCUCAUUAAAUUCACCUGAUUCUCCUCUAUCUCCUCGUACCUCAUUCGUGUUCUAACUCACUAUAUGCGACUUAGACGAGCAUGACAAGUCCAAGUCUCGCACUCGCCCAAGUCGUGCCGCUUCUACCGGCCUCAGUAGCAUACUCAGCGACAGUGACAGUGACAUCGAUGUCAAACUCGAGGAGAUAUUGAACACCGUGAGUUCAAACUCCAAGUCUAGCAGCUCUAAGACUCCCACAAUAGCGAAAACCCCACCUCACCCCAGGUCCUCGUCCAAGACGCGUAGUCGCUCUAUCGCCGACUAUUUAUCCCCUGAGAAGACUCCAGAGCGAGCAACCAAGCGACGUGCAACAGCCAAAGCUGCGUCAGCUCCUAGCACGCCACCAGCGAACCGUUCGGGCGAACUGAAGCCAUUCACACCUUCGUCGACGAUCAAUUCGUCCAUGAACGCAUCACUGGUGUUCGACAUGGUCACAUCACUAAGUACGAACGAUCCUGGUGUCGCAAUCGCUACACUACGCAGUAUUGUGGUGCUCGGUAAAGAGUAUCCAUCUGAUUUACUGUAUGCAGAGCUCAUCGACCGCAUCCAGAGCCACGAAGCCAUUGCGUACAACGACGCAGUGGCUAUCUACGCAGCACUAGUGUUUGUGUUCGAUAAGGCUGCGUCAUGUAGCUGUGCACUGACGUUCCCGAACCAAUGGGAGCCACUAGCGACGGCGUUACAAGAAGUGAGUGGAAAUGGACGAGUGGGGGACGACGGAGAGCCCAAAAGGGACGAGAGUUGGCGUCGCAACUUACUGGUAGUGCAGUUUUUCAUCUAUUGCUUUCAGCAAGACAUGUAUGCGUGUCAUUCAAGAUAUGAGCGUCUAGAAGGGAAAGCCUGGGUGUUCCGAACUCGACUGUUUUCUCUGUUGCAGAGCGAUAGCAUCGCUUCAAGCUCGGCGAAGGCACGGGCAAAGUCGCGUGCCAAGACCACCAAGAUGCGUAAUAACAACCUCAUCUUCCAAGCGAUCGGCUGGGGACUGCAGUUGUGGAAGCGUGUGUACGAUGACGAAGACAAGAAGAAGAAAAAGAAAGACAACGACGACAAUGAAGACAUGAGCUUGUUCCUUCAGCAGGAAGGAGAACAGGCUUGCUUGGCUGUGGUUCGGCUCAUCGAGAUGCUGUACCUGUGCACAGAUCAGCAAGUUAACGCGCUUCAGCGAAUUCAAGCUGGUCUUGGAGAUCUCAAGCAGCCAACGCGAAUCAAAUUCUCUCAAUGUCUGCAGUCUCCUGCUUUACGUACGCAAUUGGCGUCUACCAUGAUCGGGUUGUCGAACAAGUCACGAAGUAAAGAAACGGAGUGGUAUGAGUGCAAUGCACUCGGUCGUGUUCAACUGGCGAUGAACCCAGACGCUAAUAGUGACGUCGCACACACCGAUGGCUACUCGUGGUCUCACUUUGACAGCUUUAUUAAUCAGAAGCCCCAAAGUAACCUGACGAAGCUACUCCAAGAAAUCUCGCGCAUGCAAAACGACUAGAUUGGAUGCUGUUUAUGCUAAUGAAUCUACCUGCGUUUUAAUCUUGCCCAGACUGCAUCACCACACAGCAUUACCGCCGUUGAAUGCACCCGACGACCCAAAGACAGUAUCAUCUGUGUAAACGGAUACAACUCCGCCGCUGGCAUUGUAAGAAUCAC